CCUUGAGCCGUCGUUUAUCCUUUUUCAUCCACAUCCACAUCCACCCCCUCCCUCAUCCACCAGACUUUCACCAAACCUCUCCCAGACUCCCGCCCAACCAUGGCCACUGUCGUCGUCCCAAUCGAUCCCUCCAACAUCCAGUGGGUCGUCAAUCACCAGACCAUCCGCCAGUCCCCUCAGUGCCAGCCCACCGGCUCAUCGCCCAUCACCAUCGUCAGCGAGGCCGGCGACUUUGUCCGAGCCACCAACCGCUGCUACUGCUACGCCGCAAGUUCGACCAACCCCGGCACAUGCUACUACUUUUCCCUUUCCACCACCAACCACACCAUCAGCCAGUACGGCUGUGGCCAAGACACCACCUGCACCAAGGGCUGCACGAUCGUCGAUCAGUUCUCCACCACCACCUCCAGUCCCUGCUCCACCAACUAUCUGACUGGAGCCUACAGCAGCAGCGACUACACCAGCACCAGCGUCUGGGACUCUGCCCUCAACACCAAGUAUUUCGUGUACUACACCUUCAGCUUGAACGACAACUCUUGCGGGGUCGUCAGCAACGUCAACCGAGCCGCCAUCUACCCCACCUGCACCCAGUUGAUCAACAACGUCUACUCCAUCACCCUCCAAAACUCCAACGGCAACGUCGACCAAUACGCCUGCACCGAUGCCGGCUGCAACAGCUGUGUCCUCGCCAACACCCUGGCCGUGAGCAACGUGUGCGGCCUCGACUCUACCGACUCGGGCACCUACUUCACCCUCUAUCGGCGCGGCGGUGUGUUCAACGACCCGUCGCUGGUCCUGCCCACAAAGUUCCCGAACCAGACCACCACCAACCCACCCACAACCACGCCGGGUACCGGCUCAACCUCCAACUCCAGCAACAUUCCCAUGAUCGCUGGCAUCGCCGGUGGUGUGGUGGUUGUGAUUGCCCUUGUGCUCGGAUUUGUGUUCUGGAACCGCUCCCGCUCCAAGCAGGCCGUUCCUGAAUCGACCAAUCUUGGAAACACUCACGCUCAUCCCGGCGUUUCCUAUCCCCCGGUCUCCAACACCGACCCGCUUCUGCCCAAGCAACAACUCGCCAAUGCCCCAGUGGCCCAUGGCUACCAGCCCCAGUUUACAGGCGCUCCAGUGGGCGCUCCUUAUGCCGCGCCCGCAGGAUACGCUCCCGGCAACCCGUACGCUGCCCAGAACUACUCUGCCCCCUAUGCCGCCCCCGGCACUUCUUAUGCUGCCCCUGCUCCUGGUGCUCCCUACCCUGCUCCCGGCACGUCCUAUGCCCCACCUGGCUCCUACCCCGCUCAGUAUCCUAACCCUGCGUACGGUUCUUACCGCGACCCUGCUGUGAACGAGCCUGCUCCUCCCUACGCCCUCGUCGAUCCCUCGUCCCACAGCUCUGGCCAGGCCCCCUCUACCGGCUACCAACCCUCGGCCCAUCCCUUGUUCGGGGCAAGCUCCAGCAACGGCGACGAAAAGUCGCAGUUUUCCUCCCCUUACCAACAGCCCCGUCCCUAACGGCUGCGUCCUCUCACUGCGCCUCACCGAUGUGGAUGCAUUCCUGUCGGACACGCACGAUUGCGCUGCUGUUGGCUGUUUCUUGAUCACCUGGCCCAGACGCCUCGACAAUC
This is a messenger RNA of Polychytrium aggregatum, 1622 nucleotides long. RefSeq lists its product as uncharacterized. The transcript is spliced from 3 exons. NCBI's taxonomy places the organism in Eukaryota, Fungi, Chytridiomycota, Chytridiomycetes, Polychytriales. Bases 100 to 1509 code for a protein of 469 amino acids. The record is from RefSeq and is a predicted model, not a curated record.